Messenger RNA from Arabidopsis arenosa, 1458 nucleotides. The record is from the annotation of a GenBank genome assembly. Lineage: Eukaryota; Viridiplantae; Streptophyta; Magnoliopsida; Brassicales; Brassicaceae.
UUUCGUUCCGAUUGAUGAGAGCAUGUGAAGCCACUAGAUGAGUCAGGUCUCUUUGGUUUCGCACUGCGCAGCACUAUCAAAGCCAAGAGUCCGUCACGAACGUCGUCUUCGUCUCCACCGAUUCUUCACAUUUGGCUUCGUAUGAUUAGGGUUUGAAGGAGGUGAUUGUGGUGUCUUUGUUCGUGGUUUUGUUUCACUGUAAGUUAGAGAAUUGGCUCCAGUUGAUUUUCCUAGGGUUUUCACAAAUGUCGGAAGCUUCGAGACGGAGUAGGGUUACUAUAACUCUAGGGCGUAGCGGUCAGGUGGUGAAUCGAGCUGCAAGUGAUUUAGAUGAUGGUUAUGAGUUGCCUAGAGUUGGGACUAAGCGGUCUGUCAAAGAAAGAUUAGGGAAUCAGUUAGAUAGUUCUGUUUAUGGUGGAGAAGAGGUGGUCAGUAAAAGGCAAAGAGGGGAAGCAAGUUUGAGUGGAAAUGAUUUGCAGAUCAGUCAAAAUGAUCUCCGAUUCAAACUGAUGCAAAAGAAUGCCCAGAGACGAGCUCAGAGCGAUGAAGGCAGCACUAUGGAUCUUCGCGAAAAGCUCUCAAGGAAUGAGCAGCCUCCUCGUAGCCUUGAUAUUAGACCUCGUAUGGCUGAGCCGAGGGAUCUUCCUUUACCUUCAUCAAGAACUGCUCGUGGUUCCUCUCAGAUGAUUUCAUCACGUAGUUCGCAUCCUGCAUGGGCUCUGGAUGAUUUACGACGAAGGGGUUCUCCUCCACGUAGUAACAUUGAGGAUUUUCAUGGCCGAAGCAGGAUGCUUGAUGAUAUGAGUGCAUCGCCAUAUCCUGUUAGAGGUGUACUAAAUGGUCAAGCGCCAUCAAGUGGUGCUCCUUUCGCCAGGCCAAUGUUACCUCCUCCAGUCCCAAACCAACAUCCAUUGCCUCCAUUGAGCCAGCUUCCUCCACUUGGAAGUAUGAUGCAGACCAGUCCCUUCUCUGUGGAAGAGCCUCUAUCAGUUGAUGGCUUUCUAAAUUCAAUUGGACUUGGAAAAUACUCCCUUGCCUUUAAGAGAGAGGAAGUGGAUAUGACCACAAUAAAGCAGAUGAAAGAAAGUGAUCUAAAAGAUCUCAUCAUACCAAUGGGUCCAAGGAAGAAGAUUCUUCAGGCUAUAGCGUCUCUUCCAACAAGGUAGCGAUGACAAGACGGGUUUGGCCUCUCGCUGCUUCUCACUCUUUUUUGGUCUUGUUAGCAUCUAUGCGGAUCGAAAUUAUGAUAACUUUUUGAGAUCCAACCCGAAACUUUUCUCUCCGGAUGAUUGUAGGCAGCAGAACUUUCUUUUGUAAUUCUUCUCUGUUAUGGAUUUUUUUUCAUUUUCCUGAUAUACAAUUUGUUAACCCAAGCAGCCUAAUUGUGAAAUGCGACGGUGUUUUGGUGUAAUCCAAACACUCUUUUGGUUGGGAUAUAAAUAAAUCACUAAUCUCAAC